Messenger RNA from Lipotes vexillifer (Yangtze River dolphin), 4113 nucleotides. It is a transcript of the gene PLEKHG3, whose product is annotated as pleckstrin homology and RhoGEF domain containing G3. NCBI's taxonomy places the organism in Eukaryota, Metazoa, Chordata, Mammalia, Artiodactyla, Lipotidae. Gene Ontology annotation, biological process: regulation of establishment of cell polarity. Gene Ontology annotation, molecular function: guanyl-nucleotide exchange factor activity; small GTPase binding. The record is from RefSeq and is a predicted model, not a curated record. The transcript has 17 exons. The coding region runs from base 1 to 4113 and encodes 1370 amino acids.
AUGCCCGUCUCUGCCUCGCUCCACCAAGAUGGCAGCCAGGAGCGGCCCGUGAGCCUGACCUCCACCACCUCUUCGUCAGGCUCCUCCCGUGACAGCCGCGGGGCCAUGGAGGAGCCCAGCGGCUCCGAGGCUUCGGCCGAGAACGGGGCCGGCUCCCCGCGUGGCCGGCGUCUCCCCAACAACAACUCCAGCAGCUGGCUGAGCAUGAGGGGCUCCCUGUCCCCUUUCAACAGCCGGGCGUCGGUGGCGCCUGUGCACAAGCUCAGCUACGUGGGUCGAGUAGUGCGGGAAAUCGUGGAAACGGAGCGCACGUACGUGCAGGACCUGCGCAGCAUCGUAGAGGACUACCUCUUGAAGAUCAUUGACACACCUGGGCCGCUGAACCCGGAGCAAGUCAGUGCCCUUUUUGGAAACAUAGAAAGCAUCUACGCACUGAACAGCCAGCUACUCAGAGACCUGGACAGCUGCAAUAGUGACCCGGUGGCUGUGGCCAGCUGCUUUGUGGAAAGGAGCCAAGAGUUUGAUAUCUACACCCAGUAUUGCAACAACUACCCCAACUCAGUGGCUGCCCUGACCGAGUGCAUGCAGGACAAGCAGCAGGCCAAGUUCUUUCGGGACCGGCAGGAGCUGCUGCAGCACUCACUGCCCUUGGGCUCCUACCUCCUAAAGCCAGUCCAGCGCAUCCUCAAGUACCACCUGCUACUCCAGGAAAUCGCCAAACAUUUUGAUGAGGAGGAGGACGGCUUUGAGGUGGUAGAGAACGCCAUUGACACCAUGACUUGCGUGGCCUGGUACAUCAACGACAUGAAGAGGAGACAUGAGCACGCAGUCCGUCUCCAGGAGAUUCAGUCUCUGCUCAUCAACUGGAAGGGGCCAGACCUGACCACCUAUGGGGAGCUCGUCCUGGAGGGCACAUUCCGCGUACACCGUGUGCGCAGCGAGAAGACCUUUUUCCUCUUUGACAAAGCACUGCUCAUCACCAAGAAGCGGGGAGAUCACUUUGUCUACAAGGGUCACAUCCCGUGCUCCUCCCUGAUGCUGAUUGAGAGCACCAGAGAAUCCCCAUGCUUCACCGUCACACACUACAAGCACAGCAAGCAGCAGUACAACAUCCAGGCCAAAACUGUGGAGGAGAAACGGAGCUGGACUCACCACAUCAAGAGGCUCAUCCUGGAGAACCACCAUACCACCAUCCCCCAGAAGGCCAAAGAAGCCAUCUUGGAAAUGGAUUCCUAUUAUCCCAAUCGGUACCGCCACAGCCCAGAGCGUCUGAAGAAGCCCUCCCAGGAUGAGGUGUCCACCCCUGUGCACCAGGGGCGCCGGCAGUCUGAGCCUGGUCAGCUCCUGUACAACCGGGCAACACUCCCCAGCAGGCAGCGAGGCUUCACGGUGCCAGGCCUUAAGGGCCAUAGAAAGUCGGAGCCAUCCAGACAUCUGCUCAGACAACUCAGCGAGAAAGAUGUGGCUUUCUCUGUGAAGCCUCCCCAGUCCCAGCUGCUGCAGGAGGCGGGGGGCUGCCCCGAGGCCUGUCACGAGGGGGCCUUGUGCUCUGAACAGCAUGCGGGCAGUGUUGGCAUACUCCUGGACUUUGAACAGCCCCCCUGUGCUCGGAGCCUGCAGUCGGAGGCUGAAGGGGCUGCCCGGGAGGAGGAGGAGGAAGAACAGGCCUUUCAGGUCUCCCUGGAGGACCUGGCAGGGCAUGAAGUCCACGAGCAGGGGGCUGGGCCAGAGCCCCCAGGCGAGGAGGAGCAGGAGGACAGCCUGGCAGUGGCGGAGCAGGUAGCUGACUUUGCCAGCUCCCUGCUGGCCGCCCUGCACUGCUGGCACUAUCGGGCCAACGCUUUACUUUUCUCCCGGGGCGCUAUGGGGAAGGGGCGCAGGGAGCCCGAAGACCCCAAGAGCUGCCGAAGGCCCAGCAGCCGAUCUCCAACCACCGCUGAGAAGUGCCUGAGCUUUGAGUCUGUGUCUUCCCUGCCGGAGGUUGAGCCAGACCCUGAGUCUGGGACAGAGCAGGAGGUGUCUGCUGCCAUGGAAGGUCCUAGGACCGAGGAGAUGCCCUCAGACACAGAGGCUCCAGAAGUCCUAGAAAUGCAGCUUGACACCCACCAGCUGCUGCUGGGACUGGACCCCCCGGGUGACGUGGUGGACUUCAUGGUGGCCGAGAGCACCGAGGACCCUAAGGUCCUCAGCAGUGAGGACGAGGAGGAGGAGAUGGGGGCCGCCCACGAGCCCGAGAGCCUCCUGCCUCCCUCUGUGCUGGACCAGGCCAGCGUCAUUGCCGAGCGGUUCGUCAGCAGCUUCUCUCGGCGGAGCAGCCUGGCGCUGGAGGACGGCAAGUCCAGCGGCUUCGGGACCCCGAGGCUGACCAGCCGGAGCAGCAGUGUGAUCAGCCUAGAGGACAGUGAGAAGGGCCUGGCCCGACGUGGGAGCACCACAGACCCCCUGGGCUCUCAGCUCCCUCCAGAAGUGGACAUCAGUAUGGGGGUGGCCGCAGAGAGUGACCCUUCUGUCAACGGGACAGAGACCCAGAGCCCAGGCUGCUCAGCGGAGCCAGACAGGCCUUCCUGCACGAAGGAAUCGAAGCUUUCUUCCCGAGACCGGCUGUUGUUGGACAAAAUCAAGAGCUACUAUGAAAGUGCAGAGCACCACGAUGCAGGCUUCAGUGUCCGGCGCCGGGAGAGCCUCUCCUUCAUCCCCAAAGGACUGGUGAGAAACUCAGUCUCCAGAAUCAACAGCCUUCCCAGGCCAGACCUGGAGCCAGUGGCUCCGCUGGGGCAUAAGAGACAGGUGGGCUCGCAGGCAGCCUCGUGGGCCCUCUUUGACUACCCAGGACCAGGCCAGGCUCGUGCUGGGGACCCAGCUCCCUUCACAGAUGCUGAGUUCCGCCCGUCUUCGGAAAUUGUGAAGAUCUGGGAGGAAGUGGAGUCUUCUGAGGGCAGCCCUCGGAAGGGACCAGGCCAAGGCCAGGCCAAUAGCUUUGACCUGCACGAGCCCCUCUUCAUCCUGGAGGAGCGUGAGCUGGGGGCCAUCACUGAGGAGUCGUCUGCUGCCUCGCCUGAGCGUGCCUCCCCGACUGAGCCCCCCAGCCCGGCCCACCUGGCCCGGGAGCUGAAGGAGCUGGUGAAGGAGCUGAGCAGCAGCACCCAGGGGGAGCUGGUGACCCCGCUACACCCCCGCAUCCUGCAGCUCUCCCACGUGAUAGACAGCCACAUGAGUGAGCGAGUCAAGAGCAAGGUCUACCAGCUGGCUCGCCAGUACAGCCUCCGGAUCAAGAGCAAGUCGGUGACGGCCAGGCCACCGCAGCAGUGGGAAAAGGUGGCUGCCACCACCCCCCACCUGCAGCCGGAGGCUGGAGCACCAUCUGCUGGCAGAGGUAAGAGGAAACCAGUGCUGUCUCUCUUCAACCACAAGCAGCCCACGGCCCAGGAACACAGCCCGCCCAAGUCCGGCUCUGCCAGGGAGCUAUCGCCGCGGCGUUUCUCCUUCAGCCCCUCGGCCACCAGCCCGAGGACCACCUCGCCUGGGGCCUGGCACAUCCCCCGAAGCCCCCUCAGCCCCUUGGACACCGAGACUUUCAACUGGCCUGAUGUCCGAGAGCUCUGCUCCAAAUAUGCCUCCCAGGACGAGGCGCUCCAGGCCAAGGGCAGCCGGCCGCGCAACCUGCCCGUCAACCGGAGCCACUCGCUGCCGGAGAACAUGAUGCAGCCGCAGCCACCCCUGUCGGGGAAGGUGGGCCGCUGCUGCAGCCUGAACGCCAGGAGGGCCCCGGCAGGCCCAGGGGUCGCCCAGCCUCGGCCUCUGGCGGGGUCGCCUCCAAAUGCGCCGGACGGAGGGGAGGCCCUGUACGUCACCGCAGACCUCACACUGGAGGACAGCCGGCGGAUGGUCGUCAUGGAGAAGGGGCCCCUGUCCGGCUCCAACGCGGGACUGGAGGCAGGCAGCGGGCGGGGACCGAGCUCACCAGCGGCCCAGGCGGGGCAGGGCCCGGAGUUCCGGGGGUGUGCAGAGUAUCGGCCUAAAGAAGAGGGUCCCAGGGACCCGGCAGACCCAAGCCAGCAGGGCAGAGUGAGGAGCCUGCGGGAGAAAUUCCAGGCUUUGAACUCCACAGGUUGA